AUGGCUAGCAAUGGUGCUCCCGCUCAGAAGUUCAAGGUCGCCGACAUCUCGUUGGCGGCCUUUGGCCGACGUGAGAUCGAACUCGCAGAGAUUGAAAUGCCGGGCCUCAUGGCCAUCCGAACAAAAUAUGCCGCAGAUCAGCCUCUGGCUGGUGCCAGAAUCGCAGGCUGUCUUCAUAUGACCAUUCAAACCGCCGUUCUCAUUGAAACCCUCAAAGCCUUAGGUGCUGAAGUCACCUGGUCAUCAUGCAAUAUCUUCUCAACACAAGACCAUGCCGCCGCAGCCAUCGCCGCUGGAGGCACACCUGUCUUUGCAUGGAAGGGCGAGACUGAAGAAGAGUACGAGUGGUGUCUGGAGCAACAACUGAAGGCCUUCCCGUCAGGAAAGUCACUCAACCUCAUCCUCGAUGAUGGUGGUGACUUGACCGCUCUCGUCCACAACAAAUACCCAGAGAUGCUCAAGGACUGCUACGGUGUGUCAGAAGAAACCACGACUGGAGUCCACCACCUUUACCGCAUGCUGAAGGGCAAAUCGCUCCUGAUCCCCGCCGUCAAUGUCAACGACAGCGUCACAAAAUCCAAGUUUGACAAUCUCUACGGCUGCAGAGAGUCCCUGGUUGAUGGGAUCAAGCGUGCCACAGAUGUCAUGAUUGCUGGAAAGAUUGCCGUUGUGGCAGGCUUUGGUGAUGUCGGCAAGGGAUGUGCCCAAGCACUUCACAGCAUGGGUGCUCGCGUCCUGGUCACUGAGGUCGACCCCAUCAACGCCCUGCAGGCUGCUGUCUCCGGCUACCAGGUCGUCACCAUGGAGGAUGCUGCUUCCCAAGGUCAGAUCUUCGUCACCACCACCGGCUGCCGCGACAUCAUUGUCGGCAAACACUUUGAGCAGAUGCGCAAUGACGCGAUUGUUUGCAACAUUGGCCACUUCGACAUUGAGAUUGAUGUCGCCUGGCUCAAGAAGAACGCCAAGAGCGUUCAGAACAUCAAGCCUCAGGUCGACCGGUACACAAUGCCCAGCGGUCGCAACAUCAUCCUCUUGGCUGAAGGCCGGCUGGUCAACCUCGGCUGUGCCACCGGCCACUCUUCCUUCGUCAUGUCCUGCUCCUUCUCAAACCAGGUGCUUGCACAGAUCAUGCUCUUCAAGGCCGAGGAUGAAGAAUUCGGGAAGAGAUAUAUCGAGUUCGGAAAGACCGGCAAGAAGGAUAUCGGUGUCUAUGUCCUGCCCAAGAUUUUGGAUGAACAGGUUGCCCUGCUGCACCUGGAUCAUGUCAACGCCAAGUUGACCAAGCUGACUCCUGUGCAGGCUGAGUAUCUCGGCUUGACAGUUGAGGGUCCUUUCAAGUCUGAUAUCUACCGCUACUAG
Molecule: messenger RNA, 1359 nt
Organism: Cladophialophora yegresii CBS 114405
Lineage: Eukaryota; Fungi; Ascomycota; Eurotiomycetes; Chaetothyriales; Herpotrichiellaceae
Product: adenosylhomocysteinase
Exons: 1
Coding region: 1-1359 (452 amino acids)
Biological process (GO): L-methionine cycle
Cellular component (GO): cytosol
Molecular function (GO): adenosylhomocysteinase activity
Source: RefSeq, a predicted model, not a curated record